AUGGAUCCAGCUAUUCGUGAGGCCAUGGUAUCGCCAGCUACCAACACACAUGCUGAUAAUGAAAUUCUACCAAGAGUAGCUGAUAUGCAUCGUCAGGGAAGAGGGCUUCGAUCACAGUCGUUGGUGGCUCGGGAAGAGCAGAUAAGGCUCUUGUGCAGUCCAGUCCCAUAUGGCACUAGAAAACUGUGUCGAAUUGUACGGAAAAGGGAUGGGUUAGCAGGUGGAAGCCAUACUUACGAAGUCUUUGUAGAGGAGCACAACACUGUCAUACCAGUUCUCUUUGCCAAGAAGAUGCGUAGUCAAACCUCGUGUUAUAUCAUCACACUUCCCAGUGAAGGUGAUCGAGGUGUCAGAAAUAAGUCUAUUGCCCGAGUCAGAUCCAAUUUUUUAGGAACUGGCUUUACAGUAUCCAGUAGUAUCCAGCCAUCAACCAACUCUGAUAACAUGGCCGAAGGACGCCGUGAAUUAGCUGCUGUGGUGUAUGAACCUAAUUUUCUGGGUCAUCGCGGUCCUAGGAGAAUGACAAUCAUUAGCCCGCCUUUGUUGCCUGAAGGAACGUUGGCUGAAAUCAGACCCCUCGAGGAAAAAGAAACACUGCUGGAGCGACAUAAAGCCAUGAGUGAUCGCGAUCUUGUGGUGAUGUAUAACAAAUCUCCAAAAUGGAGUGAUGAAACUCAAUCAUUUGUUUUAGAUUUUAAUCAGCGUGUAACCAUUGCAUCUGUCAAAAACUUUCAGAUUGUUCAUGAUCACGACCUAGAGUACAUUGUGAUUCAAUUUGGCAAAGGUAUUUACACUUUGAAAUAG
Messenger RNA from Batrachochytrium dendrobatidis JAM81, 804 nucleotides. RefSeq lists its product as uncharacterized. Gene Ontology annotation, cellular component: cilium. Gene Ontology annotation, biological process: protein localization to cilium. The record is from RefSeq and is a predicted model, not a curated record. Bases 1 to 804 code for a protein of 267 amino acids. Lineage: Eukaryota; Fungi; Chytridiomycota; Chytridiomycetes; Rhizophydiales. The transcript has 5 exons.